AUGUUGAUGUUAAAUUUCUUGAAAAUUCCACCUGAGCAGAAUUGGUACGAUUUUUUAGUAGAUAGAUCCCGUUUGUCGCGUUACCUGCAGGAUCCAAACACAGGUAGCUUUUUUUCUUUAUAGUUCACGGUUUAGAUGCAAGAAAACUUAUAACAUUAUGUGACCAAUUUAUUGACCAAGCCCUUGCAACAUACAAUGAGAUAAAACAUGCCAAAAGAAGGAGAUUCGAAUCUGGUAGGUUGGCUCUUCUGUUAUGAGUGUUGAUUUAGAAGACAUUCAGCGGACGGAGAAGAAGAGGGAAGAUCUGUGGAGAUGUGCUUGGGCGUGUUUUGCCGCUUUUGGCUGGGAUCUGGAAGGAUUGUUGGAAGUGUAAGUUUGGUUGUUGAUUUGGUAUCUCGUUUAGGUCGACCGUCUCCAAGGUGUAUAAUAUGUUUUGCCGUUUUUUCGAGACAUUUUUUCGUGUCAAGAUUGAAAAGGAUCUUAUAUCUUCACUGUCAAAAGUUAUGGGGGCAUUGGAUUCGAAUAAUGCCUUCUUUGUUUGGAUGUGUCUUCGACUUGUUUUGCUUGUGGAUAUAAGGUCACGAGUUCCGAAACCCCCUGUGAAACAAACUGUCAGCAAUCCGUGAGUUUAAAGGUAUAGAUCAUAUCGUUUUAGAAAUAACCAGCCAGACCCUGCUUUGAUCGAGGCUUCCAAAAUCAACAGUUUCACUCGAAAUGUUCGAAAAUCCAUGGCUGAUGUGGUUAAAUUGAUGGAAACUAUUUGCAACAUGAAGAUCUCAGAGACUAGAAUCCCGAUGCCUGGGGCUUUUGCGGUCGAGAAGGUAAGCCUUACAGGGCCGUGUGAGAAGAGGGAGGGGAGCCUUACAAUCUAGAUGUAUCUUCGUUUAGUUAAAUGUCAAAAAACCAAUCGAUCUUAAUUUGGAUUCAAAAACACUGAGCUUUGAUAUCGUGAGGACAAGAAUACAAUGUGAUCUCCUGUUUGCCCAUUUUAAGGCGGUUCAUAUUAAAUCGUCGAUCGUGUAUUAUAACAAGGUUGGUGUUUUCUGCAAUUUUAAAAAUUUCAUUGAAUUUAGAUCCGAGAUCUUUCCCGUAUCAAUGCGAUGAACAAUAUUCCAGACAAAUGUUUCCAUAAGACGUUUGUUGUCAACACGGAUGAGUUGAAAGCGAUAGGAAAGGUACUGGCUAAAGCUAAAAGCCAGGCAAAUGUAAGAAUCGGAUAUUCGAAUAAUCAUCAAAUAGAAUUCAAAGGAGUUCAAUGUAACGAAAGGGAUAAACAGGAAGAUUACAUUUGGUGAUAUGGUAGAUCGGCUGAGGAAGGAGGAAGUUGUUGUUCCCUCUCCUCUCCCGCAACCAAUAAUGCCAUCCCAAAUUAGUCUAUCCAGGUUUGUUACUUGUGGACCGGUUCUUUGGGAUCUCAUCAAUUCCAUAAAUUACAAUGAUCUUCUUGGUCUAUCAGAGCAGUUUUCUGCGAUUUAUGAAAAAGAAUUUAAAAGCCCAAAAAAUGUGAGUUUUUGUCUUGUCGUUUUUUAACUUUUAGAUCGCGAUGUCCCCAAUCCUUUGCGAACUCUUGGAAAGGACGCCCUUCAAUUACAAUGUUUCUAUAUUUUUAUUUAUGCAAUUAGAGUAUAUCGUCAGUAAUGUGGUAGGGACGGUCAUGGUUUAUAUUUGUUUCUGCAGGACAUUGUCACCUGGAUGUCGUCGAUGAACAUAUUUACAACCGCCGUUGACCGGGCACAACAUAGGCUGAAAGAUUUCUUGUAUAACCUUUGUUUCGAAGUCUUCAGGAUCAGAGUAAGUAAAGAAAUACACUAGGUUUACUGAACAGAUGUCUAUUUGGGAUACCCUUUUUGGUAGGCCAUGGAACGGUCUCUCGCUGAAGUUGUUUACAACAGGACUAAAUACCAUGGUAACAAACUCUAUCUUGAACCAUGAAGUGGUUCCGACAAUUGAUUGGGGCAUCGGAAAGAUUGCCUCCAUCUACUGCACGUUCCUUCUCAAUAUGAAUAUGUCCAAUGUGAUCAUGGUUGUUCCCAAUAUCUUGCGGAAUACACCUCCUCAGGCCAACUUUGUCAGAAUAAUAUCUACAGUUAUAGCCAACGAAAGUAUGAGCGGUUUGGCAUGGAAGUUUUUGCAUAGCGUUCUUCUUAAUGACAAUGUGAGAGAUCCAGCCAGUGCAAUGUCCAAGAACGAAUUUUGGGAUGUGACUUGUAAACUCAGACACGAGAAAGUGAUCAAACAUAUACUAACCUAUCUUUUGGCCUUCUACAACAAGAUUGUUGUAAGAUUAGAACGACAACGCCUGCCUUAUGCGGAUAUUAGACUUCGCAAUUCUUGGGCGUUUGUGGACAAAACAAUCAGAGAUAAUAAAAGAAGACCUGUUCCUGAAGAAUACAAGUAGGUUACUUAGUAUUUGAUGUUAACCGUUGCAGCAUGGAACAAGUGGACUGUACGUAUCUGCUGGGGGUCAUCAAACGCCUACUCGACAACGCUAUCUUCUCUGCUCCAAAAGACCCGUAUCUACGGCGACAGUUGGGUGAUGUCCAUUACGGUAAGUUGAGAGUCCUUAGAUUGAAUUUUUUUUUCAGCCGUUCGAGAGUAUGACAAAGCGAUGCUCCAAUACGCAGAAGUUUUCCUUCUUUUCCAAAACAAGAUGACUUCUAGACAUCGUCGAGAGUCGGUGAAUGAUGCGGUAGGUGUAGGGUGUAGUGCCUUGAUCGUUUUUUCAGAUGAUCUCCAAAAUGACCCAUUGUUUUUAUACGAAGAAGAUGUUCGUUAUGGCAUGCUUGUCCGGACAAAUGAGGCGAGAUUUGGCCAGGCAUUUCAUAUUCUUGCCUCAGAUUGCAUCCGAGGUCAAUAAAACGCACGAUGCCGGCGCCGUCUACUUCAAGUUUCUUUAUGACACGAAACUUUUUGAAAGUCUGACAGGUAAAUUUUGGCGUUAAGAAUAUAUUAUAAAUUUUUAGCGCAUUUCGAAAAGCUUGGGUACUUGCAUUAUUUGUCACAAAUGGUAAGAAAUUGAUCGGAUAUUGUUACGUUAAUUUAUGUUUUCAGAUACGGUUAACACCAACAAGGUCGGCUAACAGGGCGAAUAUGAAACAGAUCAAGUUGCACGAGAUCAGGAAAAGAAAAAAACGUUUCUUGGAUAUUAUUAUUAAAACGGUUCAGAACACGUGUCAAUAAAUUAUGAUAUAAUUCUUAUCUUGUUUUACUCGGUUUAAUACCGGUUGGUAUCUUCUUUGUCAUGGCUUGAAUUUGUUUGAUUUCACACAUCUUCACUGAAUUCGUAAACUUAUAUUUAGAAUGUCGUUGGUUAGCCCGGAUUCGGAUUUCUGUUCACAUUGCGGUUCCAUUUUACCAGUUCCUCAGUCAGCACCAUGCAUUUUACAAUGCAUCGUUUGCAAAAAUGAAAGGACGAUAAAGGGUAACGUUCUUAAGUGUAACAUAAACUCGUUUUAGAGAGUACACGACUCGUGAACAGGGUUGAAUUCAAUCUGGAACGCCAGAUAAUCCAAUGGGAGGAUCAGGAUGAACAUCUAGCUACUGUAGAUCACACCUGCACUAAGUGUGGUCAUCUUGUGGCCACUUACACUACCCAACAAACACGAUCGGCCGAUGAAGGGCAGACAGUUUUCUACACUUGUCUUAAAUGUAAACAUCGUGACAUUGAAUAUUCCUAA
Messenger RNA from Bursaphelenchus xylophilus (pine wood nematode), 3677 nucleotides. Lineage: Eukaryota; Metazoa; Nematoda; Chromadorea; Rhabditida; Aphelenchoididae. The record is from the annotation of a GenBank genome assembly.